This is a messenger RNA of Asterias rubens (European starfish), 3035 nucleotides long. RefSeq names its product protein arginine N-methyltransferase 1-like. Lineage: Eukaryota; Metazoa; Echinodermata; Asteroidea; Forcipulatida; Asteriidae. Gene Ontology annotation, biological process: peptidyl-arginine methylation. The transcript has 10 exons. Bases 66 to 1184 code for a protein of 372 amino acids. Gene Ontology annotation, molecular function: protein-arginine N-methyltransferase activity. The record is from RefSeq and is a predicted model, not a curated record. Gene Ontology annotation, cellular component: nucleus.
UUUCUGUGACGUAGUACCCAAGCCGCAUGGCGUGCAUUUAAUUUCGUUCAAUAAGUAGAUGCAGCAUGGCAGAAACGAUGGAGACACAAACAAUUGAAGCGACGAACGUCCCUGUCCAGGUGCCUGAGCCUACCAAGGAGAAGUUGCUCGUAAAUGGCGGAUCAGACGCCGAUGGACACUCGGAUAAGAAGAUGAAGCUGGAGGAGAUGACGUCAAAAGAUUACUAUUUUGACUCCUAUGCCCAUUUUGGAAUCCAUGAGGAAAUGUUGAAAGAUGAAGUGAGGACGUUAACAUACCGUAACGCCAUGUGGCAUAACAAACACCUGUUCAAAGGGAAGACAGUUCUGGAUGUAGGAUGUGGGACAGGAAUUCUCUGUAUGUUUGCAGCCAAGGCUGGUGCUGCUCAGGUCAUAGGGAUUGAGUGUUCCAACAUUAUAGACCAUGCUGAGAAGAUUGUAAAGGCAAACAAACUUGAUGAUGUGAUUACGUUAAUAAAGGGUAAGGUGGAAGAGGUUACGCUACCAGUGGAGAACGUUGAUAUCAUCAUUAGCGAAUGGAUGGGUUACUGCUUGUUCUAUGAAUCCAUGCUCAACACAGUACUUUAUGCCAGAGAUAAGUGGCUGGGAAAAGGAGGUUUAAUAUUUCCCGACAGAGCCACUCUUCAUAUCACUGCCAUUGAGGACAGGCAGUAUAAAGAUGAAAAGAUUAAUUGGUGGGAUAGCGUCUAUGGAUUUGACAUGAGUUGUAUCCGUGACAUUGCAAUCAGCGAGCCCUUAGUGGAUGUUGUUGACGCUAAGCAAAGAGUCUCUAAUUCGUUCCUCAUCAAGGAAAUUGACAUGUACACAGUGACAAUCGCUGAUCUGACCUUCACCUCAAACUUCUGUCUGACUGUUCAGAGGAACGACUACAUCCAAGCGUUGGUGACGUAUUUCAACAUUGACUUCAGCAUGUGCCAUAAACGCAUCGGAUUCUCAACAUCCCCUGAUGCCCCCUACACACAUUGGAAACAGACUGUCUUCUAUAUUGACGACUACGUCACAGUAAAGAGAGGAGAGGUCAUCAACGGGGUCAUCGCAAUGAAACCAAACACCAAAAACAAUCGGGAUCUGGACUUCACCGUGGAGCUUGAUUUCGAAGGAGAACUUUCCCAAAUGAAGCAAACUCUUCAGUACCAUAUGCGAUAGAAUCCAAUGUAAAGUAAGAACGCCAGUCACGUCAAAUUAUGGAAAGACUCUCUGACUAAUUAGGGCUCAAAUUUAAAGCAAAAAUCCACAAAAUGUAGCCGUAAAUUUCACCUAAACUUCCUAACUUUAGGAUUAAUUUUAAGGACGUCGUACGAGUUCAUUUCCAUCUUCAAAGACGUUAGAUCAAAUUGAACCCAUAUUAAGUUAGGAAAGGUUACUCGCAGACACAUUGAACCCAUAUUAAGUUAGAACGGGUUACUCGUCCUAACUCAAGAUAAGUUACUCGUCCUAACUCGAGAUAGGAUUAACCCUAGCUUUUCUUGGAAGCGCCUGUAGGACUUUGAGGCGUAGACUCGUUACUGGAUCGAGGCCAGAACAAAAAAUAAAGCAAUACAAGAGUUGAAAUGAGAACACAGUUACGUCAUCUAAACUUUGUCAUUUGAACAAAACGCUACAAGUAGAUUUAUCUCUACUGUUUUAUGGGCGAUACGCAGCAGAGUUAUAAAAGACAUUUGUGAAACGCAAACUCAACAUUUAAACAUUCUUUGAGACAAAGAUGUUGAAUUGAAGAUGAAAAAACCAAACCACCGUCUUAAGUUUAUCGGCCGACUCUAAAAUUACUGAGCCAGUAAUUUACUGGCCUCAGGCCAGUAAUUUCAGUGUAAAAUUAAAGCCCUGACAAUUUCCCAUGCAUCAUCCUUGUCAUUCAGCCCCCCCCAGCCCACCCAAUUUUCUCAUUACUUUGAACUCCGCUGUCUUGAAUGGUAAACUGGGCCAGUAGGGGGUCAGUGGUCCUGUGGAAGAAUCAACCCAUAGACUGUCAUAGCGCUCCCCAAGUUGAACCACCCCCCCCCCCUUUUUCAGUUGGCCCCCUACUCCCUCCCCAAUCUCAUGCAUUGCUAUUUAUUCCUAUACCCAGUUACUCAUCAGGUAAUGCUUGAAGAAUCUAGUGCAAGAUAAAUAAUAUUAAGAUGAGGCUAAUUAUUUGGCACUCCAAGGACUCUAGGGCUUUACCCUAGUCAUGUAAGGGAAAGGAAAUUCUAUUUUUUUCUCUUAAAUGUACAUCAUUAUAAUUCCUUGUACUGUAGUCAAUUUAUUUAUAAUCUUUUCUUUAUUUGUUUGAGUAACUGUAAUGCGUAGGAUCUUUUGCUCCACUGAUGUUCCUAGUGUUGGUGUUUGGACACUGCACUGCUGUGUUAAGAUUGUCACGAUGAGGAGCAACUUUAAUAUGAGAUCUUGGUUGCUAGAAAAGACAAACUGAAGUGUACAUGUAUAAGUACCUGGACAAUUAUUUGCUUAUGUAAUUGGCGUUCCAAAAGUAUAAUUGUUCUCAGACUUAAGCUUUGAGUGGCCGAUGUUUUCUUUACAACUCUUCAUGAACAUCGUAAAGUUCAAUUAAAUUUUCGCGUUUUAGGAAUAUUUCUGAAAGGGUUUAUGCCAACAGAACGAUGUUUUAGGAUGAACAUUCUGCUUCUAAGUAAUAGAUUUGAAACUUCUGCUAAAAGAAAGACAGUGUUGUUGUUUCGAAUUGGGGGAAGGGGGGGGGAGGGGGGUGGCUGUGCUGGAAAAGUAAGGAAAUAAACACUUAGGAUUUUAUGAUGUAAAAUGUUGCGGAUAUUCUCACAUGGGCACCAAUGUCGCGCUUAGUCGAGAGAAAGCCCUGCUGGCAAGAGGCCACUCAUUACGUAAAGCCACUUUUUAAAAACUUGCUUAUUGCAUUUGUUUUGUAAACAUGUCGUUUGUGUAUAGUUUUUUUGUUCUUUUUGUAUGUUUAUUCGUUUUAAGACUGAGAACCAUGGCAUUUGUUGCCAUUGAUUGAACAUUAAAAUAAAGAUGAGAUAAAGUAACUGA